ACCGCCGUAGAGUACGGAUGUGUCGAGGUAACACAGCUAUUACGCGAUUCGUUCAGUGGCAGUGUAAUGGUCUAACGAAUAACGAGUGUUAGUGCUAAACUACUGGGACAUGAGUAGUGUAUAUACUUCUAGCAUUUUAUAGGACGUAAUCAGAUAUGAGCAAAGAUUGAUACAGUGAAAAUGCGAGUGACUUAAGUGUGUGUGCUCAACAUGGAGAUCGCUAAUCUGGUGGUGACGCUUAUAUGUGUCAUCUCUUUCACUUGUACUCAUGCUAAGAUAGGUUACUUCUGGCACAUCACAGACUUCCACUAUGAUCCACUCUACACAUCACAAGGCGAUACUAGAAGACACUGUCGGAGAGCGGACGAGCGUGGAAGUUCUGGCCAUCACAGGGCCCUCGGCAGAUACGGUGACUACUCAUGCGACAGUUCCCUGGAGUUGAUCGACUCAGCGGCGCGCUAUAUGCGUACCAGACACUCGGAGAAUGUCGAGUUUGUGUUAUGGACAGGUGACAUCAUUGCGGCCCGGUAUACUGGCAAUGAGGACGACAAGUACCAGGCGAUCAGAAACAUGACGGAUCUACUAAGCAGGACGUUCAGUUCACACUUUGUGUUCCCAGUGUUGGGACAUUUAGACCCCGCACCAUCCGCCCAAUUAACAAACCUUUGGAUGCACUGGUUACCACUGGAGGCCUUACAGACCUUUCAAAAUGGUGGCUACUAUACUAUCGAGCAAUCACAUAGCAAGCUAAGAAUAGUAGCACUGAACACGAAUCUAUUUAGUAUCCGCGAGUCUAAUAGUCUGCAAGCGAGAAACCAAUGGGAGUGGUUAGACGCUGUCUUGGAUAAAGCCACGACCAAUAAAGAAAUGGUGUACAUAGUGGGCCACGCGGCCCCUGGUGACGACGACUGCUACGCGUACGACACUUCAGUCGACGCGAACGCAAAAUACCUUCAAACUGUUCGCCGCCAUUCGAGAAUAAUCGCUGGACAAUUCUUUGGUCACCUCCACGCUGAUACAUUCCGAGUCAUAUACGAUCAUGACCGACCAGUAUCUUGGGCGUUACUAGCACCGUCGGUGAGCCCGCAUCGAGAUCCAGCUGGGUCGUCGAACCCUGGACUUAGACUUUACAAAUUCGACACUAACAAUGGAAAGGUGCUGGACUACACUCAAUACUAUUUAGACCUAUCGGCCGCUAACCGAAACACGGGCGCAGCGGAAUGGACAGCGGAAUACAACCUCACCCAGUACUACGGCUUACAUGACGUUUCCGCCAACUCACUACACAACUUGGCCGACAAACUUCGGAUAGGCACGCCGCAAGAGACCGCAGUAUUCAACAAGUACAUACGAGCCUACAACGUGAGACAUGAAAAUUCGGACUCGUGUGACGGCGCCUGCGCUCACCAACACUUCUGCGCAAUCACGUGUCUCGAGCAUGUUGCAUACAGACAAUGUGUCGAAGCUGCAGCGAGCGCGCUCGCCGCCGCCGGCAAAUCCGUUCCGCUUGUCGCACCGCUUAUCACCGUACUUACUAUACUAGCGUUCAUAAUAGUUCUCUUAUAAAUAUAUUUUUAUAGUGUACUGUGCCGAAAUUAAAUAUUUAUAAACUUUAGGAAAGGACUCAAUCGUUUAGUUACUAAGAUCGAGUUUUGUAUGGCUAUUACGAAUAUUUAAAAAUGUCUAGAAUUUUUAGAUAAAACUAAGGUAUAAUCAUUAAUGCUUCAAAUUAUUUAAUAAAGAGGUGAAGCGUGCAACUACACAUUAAUGUUGGGGAACGCUAAAAGGCAUUUGUGAUAUAGUUCGCUACCAAAAUGUGGUAGAAUUAAGAAAAAAAAAACUUCUGGUUUGUAUAAUAAAUAUGGAAUUGUAUAGUUUAAAUCGAUAAAUUUGUAUAUAGAACCUUCGUAAAAUCUCUUAACUAUGUAAUAGAUGAAGGAGAAAGUAAAAAAUAUAUUAGAACUAAUUAAAUUAGAUACAUAAAAAUUGUUUGUAAUUUCCGUCAGGUUUAGAAUAUAUUUAAUUGUGAUCAUAAUAGGUACAGUCGAGUUCAUAAUAUUUAUUAAUGUAAAGUAUAUUAAACAUAAUAAAAUAAAUAUAUUUUAUAAAAAUACACUGCGUUGGAUACAACGGUAACUUACGACUGAAAAUUGAGGAGAUUUUUAUUUAGAUUGUAUUUUCAACUGACUUCCACGGGAAAAGGCUUUUUCAAUUCGAUUAUUAUAUUAUUUUUGUGUGUUUGUUACCUCAUAACUCUGUCAGUUGUAAACCUAUCUCGAAAAUUAUUUUCUUUAUUUAAAAGGGUAUACUUACAGAUUGGACCCAUAGAAAUUUUAUCAAAAUGGGUUCAGCACUUUAGUUUGCAAUCUAAAGUAACAGGUUUUGCCACAACUGAAGUUGGCUUUUUUUUCUUUUAUUGAACACAAUAUUAUUUGUAUAUAUGUACAUAUAUUUUUUUAAAAGAGUAUUUUGUUAGUGUAAUUAAAUAUUUUUGUCAAAGUAAGUCGAAAAAUGAUAACAUUUUGCGACUACGGAGUCGUUGGACGUGUGGAUUAUUGAAGCGUCGUGAUGGGAUGUUUUAAAUUUUUUGUUACAUUUUUUACUUGUUAUCUUAGAAAAUAUGUUUGUCAUUAGUAGAACACUCUUUUAAAAGAAUAUUAAUAUCAUCCUAUAUAUUUUAAUAAUAAUAUUUUUUUUUAACAUAAUAGUUUACAGUUGACACGUAUUUGUGCUAAUUUUGUUAAAAUUGAUUUUCUUUAAUGGUAAUUAAAAAAUAAAGGCAUCCACAGUGAGUUUUCUUAGAAUACAUAUUUGUAUUCUUAAAUUUUGUAUUAAAAAAAAGGUAUAACGUUUAACUAAUCAUGCUAAUACUAAACCACACUUUUAUUGAAGAAAAUGUGAUUUUAACAUAAGUUAGUGGUACGCAUGUAAAAUUUAAAUUUAUCAUAAUAAAAUUACGUAUUGCAUUCGAAAUUAGAAAGUUUUACUGUGUAAAUAAUUGUAUGUAAAUGAGGAACAAUUAGACUGUAAGUUCUCAUAUCUUAAUCGCUUGUUGUAUUUUAUUUUACACGCACAUAAUCGAAUGAACAUAUUAGUUUACUUGUAAUGAAAAAAAAAAAAAUAGUCGAGAACAAUGAAUAUCACUAAUUACGUGCUAGCGACAUUUAGAUGGAUGAAUUUACAUGUUUUUGCACGCGACUGUACUAUAGGCAACCCUAUUUGAAUUCAUAUAAAAAGUUGAGUGUCCCCAUAUUAUAUUAUGGCCUACGCAGACGAGGGACAAAUUGUACACACACAAUAUUUUCCAUUAGAAAAACGCUUCGUCUUCCCACAUUUAAAACGAAAAACAAUCAUCAACUGUUUUUUUAGUUCAGAAUGAUACAAAUAUUUGUUGUGCAGGUAAUGUACACGGCUUGCAAAGAGGAAAUUGUUUUUUGUUGACGAAAUGUCCGUCGUACGCGCAGGCCUUUAAUCUGGAUGUUUCAAUUAAUUUUUAAUAAAGAACUGUAUUCAAA
Galleria mellonella (greater wax moth) is the source of this 3515-nucleotide messenger RNA. Its product is annotated as acid sphingomyelinase-like phosphodiesterase 3a. Gene Ontology annotation, molecular function: hydrolase activity. The record is from RefSeq and is a predicted model, not a curated record. NCBI's taxonomy places the organism in Eukaryota, Metazoa, Arthropoda, Insecta, Lepidoptera, Pyralidae. Bases 211 to 1566 code for a protein of 451 amino acids. The transcript is spliced from 11 exons.